AUGGGCAUGCUGCCAGCAUGUUAUUGGCCUUGGGUUUAUCCUGAUUUUCUACCUUUCUCCACAGAAAAAUUGAAGGUGACCAUUCCCAAGGGACAUUUGGUGGCUAUAGUAGGAGGACAAGCUGAGCUUAUCUGCCAGUUGUUCCCACAACAGAGUGCAGAGCAUAUGGAGGUGCGCUGGUUCAAAGCGGACCAUUCCAAACCUAUUCAUCUAUAUAGAGGUGUCCAUGAAGCAAAUGAAGAAACUGCCCCAGAAUAUGCAGAUCGCACAGAGUUUGUAAAAGAGGUCAUUCGAGAGGGCAAAGUGACCCUCAGAAUCUACAAUAUCAGCAUUUCUGAUGAAGGAUCAUACCACUGUUCAUUUAAAGAUAAUGGCUUCAGUGAUGUGGCCAGCAUGAAUCUCAGUGUGGCAGCACUCGGCUUGGAGACCCAGAUUCAUGUUCAGGCCCCUAGCACUGAUGGGCUCACAGUGGGGUGUAACUCACAAGGGUGGUUUCCACAGCCCCAAAUGGAGUGGAGAGACAACAGGGGAGAGGUAGUUCCAUAUUCAUCAAAAUUGUCCACACAGGAUGGAGCCAGAUUAUUCCACGUGGAGAUGACUCUUCUCCUCAGAAAAAAUUCACAGAGCAAUAUCACUUGCUACAUUUGCAACCCUCUCACAGGUGAAGGAAAACAAAUAAGUAUCACCCUAGCAGAUCCCCUGUUUACUUCACACCACAUUUGGAUGACAUCUUUGAUUUCAAUUCUGUGUAUAAUGCUUCCGUUGGCUGGUGGGUACACUUGGUUUCUGCAUUUCACAAAUAAAGAGCAUACAUCUCGAUGUCGUGUGUUGAAGUCAAGUGUUGCUCAGCUCCUGUGUUACGUGUUCUGUUGUGGAGUAGUCCUUGCUGUAUAUGUGCCAUUCCGGAGCAGAGUCUCUAUUUCAGAUCCUUUGUUUCUCUUGUACAAUGUCUGGAUGAAGGAGAUCACAAUCGUGUUGGCAAUUAUGAUGGGUUUUUUCACUACACUAAUCACUGUUCUAUACUGGUCAGUAAGAGGAUAUAUGAAAAAAAGAAGACCAUACUAAACAAAAUGACAGAGUUGCAAUCAGCAAAAUAUGUACACAGAAAAUGCUACAGUACAAAUGAUCCAAGUUCUUCAGUAAAUGUGUUGCAAGAAAAUAACAUAAGAUGGAAGAAAAGCCUAUAGCUUCAGAAAGGUGUAAAACAUAUCAACCAAUCGCGAUCUGUUUGUAUGU
Molecule: messenger RNA, 1236 nt
Organism: Cynocephalus volans (Philippine flying lemur)
Lineage: Eukaryota; Metazoa; Chordata; Mammalia; Dermoptera; Cynocephalidae
Product: selection and upkeep of intraepithelial T-cells protein 8-like
Exons: 7
Coding region: 1-1065 (354 amino acids)
Biological process (GO): regulation of cytokine production; T cell receptor signaling pathway
Cellular component (GO): external side of plasma membrane
Molecular function (GO): signaling receptor binding
Source: RefSeq, a predicted model, not a curated record